AUGAAGGCCUCUUCCACAAUCAUAGAGCUGCCAACGGUGCCGUUCGCUUAUACGAACAAUACAUUGGCACCUACAGCAAUUUCCAACCAACMCCCUAUAACGUCUGAGGAAAGCUCCUCGAGGCCGAAGAAGCCCGUUGCUAUUGCUCCCAAACCAAGUGUAACAAUAUCAGCUGGCCCAUCGGCGCCAUCGGCGCCGUCUCCGAUGCAACCAACAUUGCCAUCACAGCCUACCGCUCUGAUCCCAAAGGCUCUGCUCCCGUCACAGCCUACAGCUCUUAUCUCUAAGGCUCCUCUGGUCCCAAUAGCCCCGAAGGCUGCAAAAGUACCAGGUGGCAGCCCACACAAAGCAACCCCCAAAUCACGCUCACGCAAAAAUGCUUCACAUGGGUCUAGAAAAUCGAGGAAACGAAGACGCGGUGGUGAUAGUGACGGCGAAGACAUCAUAAGGGCUGAUGACUCCAGUUCGGAUGAAUCCGACAUCGCCCCUACCGCCACUCAAACAAAGUCCGGCCGGCAAGUGAACCGACCGUCAUUAUAUGUGCCUCCAGCUUCAUCUCCAGCCGUUUCCAAGACGAACGGCGCUUCCUCCCAUGGCUCAGAAGCUACAGGUGCGCGAAGACACAAGCGCGUUUUUCGCAAGUCAAAGGAGGCGUAUGUCAAUUGUAUGCAUUGCCAAAGAGGUCAUAGCCCGCAAAGUAAUGCUAUUGUAUUCUGCGACGGGUGUAAUCGAGCAUGGCAUCAACUCUGUCAUGACCCUCCGAUCGACUCUGAUGUUGUGAACGUGGUCGAGAAGGAGUGGCACUGCCGGGAAUGCAAGCCUGUGCAAAUUUCCAUCGUCCAGCCAACCGUUGUGAGAAGCAAUCCUGAUUUACAAGCUCAGACAUUGGCUCCAAUACAUCACCAUGUGCUCUGUCCCAAGAUCGAAGUAGGAGGCGAGCUUUUCUCAGCGGAGGAGCGGCGGGGUUAUUUGUCGAGCCUCUCCCACGCAAGUCUCGUCGAGCUUCUUGUCACUAUAUCAGACCGGAACCCCUCCUUGUCGAUGUUCCCAAGCAACUUAAAGGAACUGCAGUCGUCGAAAUUCUUAUUCACCUCAAACAUAUCAGCUGGCCCAGUCUCAGCAGCAACUUCCACCCAGACACUUACAACAACCGAAACACCAGCCUCCCGCACGGAGAAAGACACGACUUCUGAGAAGCCGAGUACCGAGAAUACUGCGGAAUCAUUGCCAUCAGCUUCUUCUUCACGGAAGAGACACCGGUACGAGUCAGAUGAAGAGUCAGAAUACGAGGAGUUCCAAGAGCAUCGACUGUACCCACGCGCUGGAAACGGGUUCCGCCUUUCGAUCAACGUCGACGAUAUUGACAUUAUGCGUGAAGACCCAGCCUGUCCCACAUUCAGCUAUGCAUUGCAUGGACCAGCCAAAGCUCGCGCCGAGGCCAAUGAAACUGCACCUGUAUGGGGCGCUGCGUGA
Molecule: messenger RNA, 1473 nt
Organism: Aspergillus pseudoviridinutans
Lineage: Eukaryota; Fungi; Ascomycota; Eurotiomycetes; Eurotiales; Aspergillaceae
Product: integrator complex subunit 12
Exons: 1
Coding region: 1-1473 (490 amino acids)
Biological process (GO): chromatin organization; regulation of DNA-templated transcription
Cellular component (GO): nucleus
Molecular function (GO): chromatin binding; DNA binding
Source: RefSeq, a predicted model, not a curated record